AUGAGCAUAAAUUGUUUUAUUCAUAACAAAUCUCCAUCUCUUCCCCAAAAAUAUAUCCUAUCAUCCCCUCCCUCCCAAAACUUCAUCUUCUUUUAUUCCCCUAAAACCCUCUCACAAAACUUCUCAUCACAAAUUAGCUGAAUUCACUUACAAAAUUUAUCACAGCAAAAUGGCCAAUCAGAAUUCAGCUCGAAAUCAUAUGCCAACUUACCCUCAUUUUACAAAGAUGUGCCAAGAACAGCAACCUCCCGCCUUACAGACUCUUUCAGAAUCUCCUUUUCUGUUAGAUUCCUUAGCUCCCAUGAAGUGCAUGCUUCCCACCAAUAUGCUUGAAGAGGAGCCAGUUUUUGUAAAUGCGAGGCAAUACGAAAGGAUACUGAAACGAAGAGUAGCGAAAACCCGACAGCAAGAAAACUCAGCUACAAAGCCUAA
Messenger RNA from Blepharisma stoltei, 432 nucleotides. NCBI's taxonomy places the organism in Eukaryota, Ciliophora, Heterotrichea, Heterotrichida, Blepharismidae. The record is from the annotation of a GenBank genome assembly.